This is a messenger RNA of Dioscorea cayenensis subsp. rotundata (Guinea yam), 2952 nucleotides long. RefSeq names its product subtilisin-like protease SBT1.8. Gene Ontology annotation, molecular function: serine-type endopeptidase activity. The record is from RefSeq and is a predicted model, not a curated record. Gene Ontology annotation, biological process: proteolysis. NCBI's taxonomy places the organism in Eukaryota, Viridiplantae, Streptophyta, Magnoliopsida, Dioscoreales, Dioscoreaceae.
UUCAGUCCCACUGAAAAAACACACAGUACUUUUAUAUGUACACUGUCCUCUCUCAAGCCCACCACCUUCUUCUUCUUCUUCUUCUUCUUCUUCUUAUACUCUCACUCUCAACCCCUCCUUCUCUUCAUCAAUGGCUUCUUCUUCUUCUUCUUCUGUUCUUCUUCUCCAAUGGCUUCUUCUCCUUUUCUUCAUCUCAUUCUCUCACUCCAUGAACCAACAAAACCAACAAAACCAAACGUAUAUUAUCUACAUGAAUCCUUCUCACAAAGCUUCACAUCAUCCAACUCUAACUUCAUGGUUUCAGUCUCACUUGCUCUCACUCUCACUCUCACCUUCCACUCAUCUUGUCUACUCUUACUCUCCUCUUUCCCAGCCUUUCUCUGCUCUCAUCCCUGCUUCUCAUCUCCAACUUCUUCUCUCUCACCCUUCUGUUCUUCAUCUCCAUCCUGAUCCUUUUCUUAAUCUUCAUACCACUCGCUCUCCUGACUUUCUUGGUCUCCCUCACACUUCUCCUUCUUCUCCGGCAGCCAGUCUUGAUGCCACUGACGUCAUUGUUGCGGUUCUUGACACUGGCGUUUGGCCGGAAUCCCCAUCUUUCUCUGACUCCGGCCUCCCACCCAUUCCUUCUCGCUGGCGCGGCCGCUGCGACGCCGGCGUAGACUUCUCCCCUAAACUUUGCAACCGUAAACUCAUCGGCGCUCGUAGCUUCUCCCGCGGCUUCCACGCCAGUGGACGAGACAGCCAGAGAGAGUUCGAGAGCCCCCGGGACCGUGACGGGCAUGGAACUCACACCGCAAGCACCGCCGCCGGUGCUCUGGUCGCGAAUGCCAGCUUGUUGGGAUACGCGAACGGGACGGCGCGUGGAAUGGCGACCGGCGCUAGGGUUGCUGCUUAUAAGGUUUGCUGGGCUUCUGGUUGUUUUGGUUCUGAUAUUCUCGCCGGCAUUGUUGCCGCCGUUGAGGAUGGUGUCGACGUGAUCUCGCUCUCACUCGGAGGUGGAGCUGUGCCGUACUACCGUGAUGUUAUUGCCUCGGCGGCGUUCGCUGCCACUGCUGCCGGUGUGUUCGUCGCCGCUUCCGCUGGGAACUCCGGUCCUGAAAUCGCUUCUCUCGCCAAUGCAGCUCCUUGGCUCGCCACCGUCGGCGCUGGCACUCUCGACCGUGAUUUCCCCGCUUCCGUUUCUCUUCUCAACUCGUUGGAGAUCCAGGGUGUCUCUCUCUACGCCGGCCGUGGUCUGGGGAACGCGGUUCUCCCCCUCGUUUACGGUGGUGGCGCUGGGAGUAAGGGAAACAGCAACGCUAACUCCAGCCGGCUUUGCCUCGCCGGAGCUCUGGACCCCGCUCACGUCCGGGGAAAGGUGGUACUUUGCGACAGGGGAGUGAGCGCACGCGUGGAGAAGGGGUUGGUCGUGAAGCAAGCCGGCGGCGCCGGCAUGGUGCUGGCCAACACCGAAGCAAGCGGAGAAGAGCUAGUGGCCGACAGCCAUUUACUGCCGGCGGUGGCGGUUGGUCGGAGAGACGGCGACAUCAUCCGUCAAUACGUUUUGAAUGCUAAGAAACCGAAGGUUUCGUUGAGUUUCAAAGGGACAGUGCUCGGAGUGCGACCGUCGCCGGUGGUGGCCGCGUUCAGCUCUCGUGGCCCUAACGUCGUCACGCCGGAGAUUUUGAAGCCGGACUUCAUUGGCCCCGGCGUUAACAUCCUCGCCGGCUGGUCGGGAUCCAUCGGACCAACAGGCUUGGCCAAAGACACUCGCCGGACAGAGUUCAACAUCAUGUCUGGGACAUCAAUGUCAUGCCCACACAUCAGUGGCCUUGCUGCAUUACUCAAGGCUGCACAUCCAAGUUGGAGUCCCAGUGCAAUCAAGUCUGCUCUUAUGACAACUGCAUACACUGUUGAUAACACUGGGUCCUCACUCCGUGAUGCUGCCGAUGGAACUCCCGCCACCCCAUUGGCCUACGGUGCCGGCCAUGUCGACCCUGAGAAAGCCCUGUCCCCCGGCCUCAUAUAUGACCUUACCACUGAUGACUACAUUGCUUUCCUCUGCUCUCUUAAUUACAGUAUUGAACAUGUCAAAGCUGUCACCAAGAUGCCUAACAUAACAUGCUCACGCCGGUUAUCAAGCCCCGGGAAUCUCAAUUAUCCAUCUUUCUCCGUUUUAUUCAAUCCGAAGUCACAUAGAGUAGUGAAGUACACCAGAGAACUCACUAAUGUCGAUGAAAAAGGGUCUGUCUACAAUGUGGAUGUUACGGGACCGUCAAACGUACGGGUGAUUGUUAAACCGACUAAGCUUGUUUUCAAGAACGUCGGGCAGAAGUUGAAGUAUAGUAUCACAUUCGUAUCAAAAAAAGGAGGCAGCACGACGAAGAAGAAUAUGGAGUUUGGUUGGCUCACUUGGAGUAACAAGCUGCACCUUGUUCGCAGUCCUAUUGCUUAUACAUGGCAAACAUUUCGACCAAAAAUUCAGGUUUGAUUUCUGACUCACUUUAAUUUGUGAUGAGUUUCUGCUUUGCCUGCUGCACAUUGAGAAUCAAUGUGAAGAGCUUCUGUUUCUAAGAGAAUUGAGUGCACUCUUUCACUCAAUUGAGAUAAUUGCUUUAUGGUUUGUGAUUUCUGAACUCUUUUGUGUAUGAUUAAUUACAUGGGUGUGAUCAGUAAUUGUUUUCAAGAGAAUCAAACUUGUAUCUUGAAAAACUUGUCUUGCUGCUUCAUUGUCCAACACUUCAAGCAAUAGUUAAAGCAGUCAAAGUACAUCUCUUUAAAAUGGUUUCUUUUUCCAGGAAUCUUGAGGUUAGGACCAUUAGGUUUCUCCUUUGUGAUAAAGUGAAAGAUUUGAUACUAGUUUUCAAAAUGUAUCCCAACUACUCCCCUACCCGCCUUGACAUUAUUAGUCACAUUCAAAUCUACAGUUAAAAUUCAGUUUACUGAACUCCAUCUACAGUAAAAAUGUUUGUC